Scleropages formosus (Asian bonytongue) is the source of this 4538-nucleotide messenger RNA. It is a transcript of the gene cdk17, whose product is annotated as cyclin dependent kinase 17. Gene Ontology annotation, biological process: protein phosphorylation. The record is from RefSeq and is a predicted model, not a curated record. Gene Ontology annotation, molecular function: cyclin-dependent protein serine/threonine kinase activity; ATP binding. NCBI's taxonomy places the organism in Eukaryota, Metazoa, Chordata, Actinopteri, Osteoglossiformes, Osteoglossidae. The transcript is spliced from 17 exons. Bases 478 to 2058 code for a protein of 526 amino acids. Gene Ontology annotation, cellular component: nucleus; cytoplasm.
CGGUCUGCGCAGGCGCCGAUCACGCGACCUCGGAUAGCAGCGAUUGGCAGGUUGCUUCCGGGACGUCACCGACAGAAAGGGGGCGCUGUCGGUCAGACGUAAUGGUGCACGCAGUGGGUUGUUGAAGCGAUGUCACAGUGAGGCGGAGGAGGAGGAGACGCAGCUCGGUUCUCUGUGCUGUAACGCUGACCGCCACCAUUCGCUUUGCUCCGGCUCUGCGUGCGGAAGACGAAAGUUUACACGGAGUCCUUUUUGGGGAGGGCAGCCUCGUGUCCCCAGGAGGCCAUGUCCGGAGGGUUUUAUUCGCCAUUCGCUUGACCGAGCGGUGAACGAACCAACCGCCCUGAAGCGCUCGGUUCGCGGCGACUGUGUGACGACGGCAUCCGGCCUCCGGCCUCGGGGAAGAGCGGGGACUCGGCGGACGGGACGCGUCGAGCUUCUGGAGAGUCGCGGAGGGCUCCCCUGUAGGAGCACUUGAUGGAGAAGAUGAAGAAGUUCAAGCGACGCCUCUCUCUGACGCUGCGUGGGAGCCAGACCAUCGAUGAGUCGCUGUCGGAGCUGGCAGAGCAGAUGACCAUCGAGGAGAGCAGCAGCAAGGACAACGAGCCCAUGGUGAGGAACGGUCGCCCCCCCACCUCCCACAGCAUGCACUCCUUUCUACACCAGUAUGCCGGGUCGUUCCGCAAGCCUCCGCUGCGCCGGCCUCACAGCGUCAUCGGCGGCAGCCUCGGCUCCUUCAUGGCCAUGCCCCGGAACGGCAGCCGACUGGACAUCGUGCAUGAGAAUCUGAAGAUUGGCUCCGAUGGGGAGAGCGACCAAGCCUCUGGGACGUCCUCGGAUGAGGUCCAGUCCCCCACAGGCGUGUGCCUGAGGAGUCGGGUCCACCGGCGCAUCUCCAUGGAGGACCUCAACAAGCGCCUUUCCCUGCCAGCAGACAUCCGCAUUCCUGAUGGCUACCUGGAGAAGCUACAGCUGAACAGCCCUCCGUUCGACCAGCCGCUGAGCCGCCGCUCCCGCAGGGCCUCCUUGUCGGAGAUUGGAUUUGGAAAGCUGGAGACCUACAUUAAGCUGGACAAGCUGGGAGAGGGGACCUACGCCACCGUGUACAAGGGCAGGAGCAAGCUGACCGACAACCUGGUGGCGCUCAAGGAGAUCCGCCUGGAGCAUGAGGAGGGGGCGCCCUGCACCGCUAUUCGGGAAGUGUCGCUGCUGAAGGACCUGAAACACGCCAACAUCGUGACGUUGCACGACAUCGUACACACGGACAAGUCGCUGACGCUGGUCUUCGAGUAUCUGGACAAAGACCUGAAGCAGUACAUGGAUGACUGUGGGAACAUCAUGAGCAUGCACAACGUGAAGAUCUUCCUGUUCCAGAUCCUGCGAGGUCUGGCCUACUGCCAUAGGCGGAAGGUGCUGCACCGUGACCUCAAGCCCCAGAACCUGCUCAUCAAUGAGCGUGGGGAGCUCAAGUUGGCCGACUUCGGGCUGGCGCGGGCCAAGUCCGUCCCCACCAAGACCUACUCGAACGAGGUAGUGACGCUGUGGUAUCGGCCUCCAGACGUCUUGCUCGGCUCCUCCGAGUACUCCACGCAGAUCGACAUGUGGGGCGUGGGCUGCAUAUUCUACGAGAUGGCCGCUGGGAGGCCCCUGUUCCCCGGGUCCACCGUGGAGGACGAGCUGCAUCUCAUCUUCAGGCUGCUGGGGACCCCUACGGAGGAUAACUGGCCGGGGAUCUCCUCGAUCGACGAGUUCAAGUCAUACAACUUUCCCAAAUACAAAGCUCAGGCCCUCAUCAACCACGCGCCAAGGCUGGACACUGAAGGCAUCGACCUGCUGCUGAACUUCUUGAAAUACGAGUCCAAGAAGAGGAUCUCUGCAGACGAGGCCAUGAAACAGCCCUACUUCCACAGUCUCGGCACGAGAGUUCACACGCUGCCGGAGAGUAUAUCGAUAUUCACACUGAAGGAAAUUCAGCUGCAGAAGGACCCGGGAUACCGGAGCUCGUCAUACCCAGAGUCAGGAAACAGCAAGAACAGAAGACAGAGCAUGCUCUUCUAGACCUGGAUGUGCUGCACGGAAUGAGGACGUGGAUGGUUUUCUUCUCUGUUGUAUGGACUGACCCACCAGGUCCACGGUGGGGUGGAGGGGGGUGAGCCCCCCCUUCCCCUGUGCGUGGCCCCCAACCCCAGGGACAGACCCCCUUUGUCCUGCUGCUGCAGGACCGUGUGGACCAGAGCACAAUGACUCUAGGCGUUAAUUUAUUGGGGACACACACCCUGUGCUGCUAAACUACUGUCUGUUUAACAAGCUGUGUUGUCACGUGACAUCGCUCGGUUGCCCACGGCAACGCACCGGUCGCAAACCGUUGUUUCAUCGAUGGUGUUUUUGCUGUUAUCUCAGUGUCGAGAAUGGUUCUGGUGUCCCUGCCGAAAUUCCCCGUGCGGCUAACCCCCAGCUGUCCCGCAUCGCAGCCUUGUUUCUGGAGUCUUUUUCGGCUUUAUUUAUUUUGUUAUAGUUUUCUUAUUUUUCCCUUUGCUUUAUCCUGCAAUUGUGCAGCUGAUAUUUUGUGGACCGAGCACUGCAUUCAGAGCCCACCUACAGUGACAGCUGUCUUUGGCCCAGAUAUGGACAGUGCCUGCAGAUGUUGUUGCCGUGGUAAUGGUGCUGUGCAGUCACUCUCGCAUGACUCUGCCCCUCACCUUUUCUCUUGUGCAUAUUAAAGAAAAGGAGAAAAAAAAAAAAAGUUAAAAACUUGCUCUUUGGCCAGGGAGUGUCCCUGCUGCCUCUAGGGGACCCUGAUGAGGACCACCUGCUGAAGGCGGCGGAUUCUGACAGAGAACCACGAAGGAGCGAGGACCACACCCUCGGGGCUUUGCAAUCCAAUGCAUUUCAAGUUUGUGGUCACCGUUGCCACGGCGCUGGGUGAAAACACUGGAUCCCUCCUAACUGUGGGCAUUACCCAGCGGCUCCUCGCGCGGGAGCCCAGCAAGACAUUUCACAGACGAGCGGCGUCAAACAGCCCGCGUGGCGUCUUUCACUCCUGCUCCAGCUUUGAAUAGUGCGUCUCCUCCUGACCACACCGCUCUCCCUGGGAGGACCGCCCACUUCGGAGCUCUUCCUCCCCACCCCUCCUCUUCGCCCACAUGUGAAUACGAACACCUCUCUUCUCUGCUACUGUGCUAAUGUGGUUUUUGUGUGUGUUUAGACAGGUGUGUGUGUGUUGGGUUGUUAGCCCCUUCCUGUCUAGUUUAGUGCAUCUUCAGUGACUGUCAAUGGGCUUCUUUUUGCGGGCGGUCGACCUGGUGGCCGGUCGUCAGGGGCUUUUGGGUGCAAAAACAUGGACUUCUCAUCAUGGAACGAAAAGAAACAAUAGUUUAUUUAACAGUGUUAAAACAAAUUUUUUGUGUCACCUCUUAACUUUAUUUGUGAGUAACUGUGUAUUCGGCGCAUGUUCAGGGCCACAUUUAACGUCUAAACGUGCGGAAACCAUUUGCAUUGGACCACUACUCUUCUUUUUCCUGGGUUUAUGCACAAUGAUGAAGAGUUUUGGAUUGAAAGUUGACUUAACAGGUCGCUGUGUUGCUAACAACUGCCAGUAAUCCAUUAAUAUAGUAGUAAUACUGUAUUCUUCUUUUCCCCCUUGAGUAAGAGGAUGGUUGAUUGUCUGUGGGAGUGUGUGAAGGGCAGCAGCGAACGCAUGGAACGCCUUCUCUCCCUGUCAGCCCCAUGGUGAACCGCCGGUGAACUGCUAUGACCGUGUAACACUUUUUACUGGAGUUAUUUAUUUCUCAUAACUAUGAAGUAAAUUUAGUCAGUUUCAUACAGACUUGCUGAGCUCAUCCGUUGUGGUCUCUCAUUUCUAACGGGGUUGGACCGAGGAACUCCAGGGGACUCUGCUUCUACCGCUUAAGCGGCACCGAAGUUCUGUGAGCUGCAGGAAGGAGAUGAAGUUGUGUUGCCUCCUGAGGACUGGAGGCCUGGCUUGCGGUUGUACAUCUCAACUGGGGUCACUUUCCUGCUCAACACUACAUACAUUUUACCUUCAUUCAUGUACGCAGCUGGGUACUUGUUACUGUAUCGAUUCAGGGUCAGUUCCCUGCUCGAGGGCACUGCAGAAGGAUGUGCAUUUGGGACCUGGAACCUUCAGUGUGCAACGGUUGCAGCUCUGACCACUCCACCCCCCCUUAUGUGCAUCCUUCCAUCACACAUUUUCCAUACUUGAUGAUGUUAAAAGUAGGAAACAACUCCACACAUGCGCACAUACACCACACAGGUAAUGAAUCGAGGUGCAUCUUAUAAAUGCUGACUGAUAUCUGACCUGGAUUUGUCCAGAAAAAUGUGCAGCUGCAUGAAGUGAUGAAAGAUAUCAUCAUAUGCAAGUUUUUUUUUUUUGGAUAAUAAGAACAGCAUGGCUUGGCUGACAGAACUGGCACAGCCAUCAUCGUUAUUGGGACGUUGUGCGCGUCCUUGAGAAGAAGGCGGAGCUUCUGGUCAACAGCAGGACACACCACUCGGCACAACAGUGCGCAGCCGUUGAA